AUAAAGUAUCGAUGCAUCCUUACGAUAAACAAAACAAACGUGGUUUCAUCUGAAAAGUUUAUUUAUUUAAUUAAAUAAAAAAAGAGCGCCAAAAACUCAUCACUCCCUUGAAUUAUGUUUAAAUUCAAUUUCGAUGUGGAAGCGGAACCCUCAGAAGAUGCUGUAGCCGUUAAAAAUCCUUUUGAAGAACAAAACGAGGAUGCCGAAGAUAAGGAUGAAUUAAAAGACACCCAGGAAAUAGUUUGGUACAAGUCCUUUGAAGUCAAGGCCCCGGAAAACUUAUUAUCCACACUCGAUUUCUACGAACUUAACGCCAAGGAUUUAGAUGUGGGAAGAACAAAGUUGCGGCAUUUAGUAGCCGGCUUUCUGCUCGAGGAUAUAAGAUCCCAAUCUGGUCUCGAAAAUCUGGAUAUAAAGAAAUCUGAAGACAGCCAUUCCGACCUGUUAGCCGGGGUGUAUGAGGGCGGCGCUAAAAUAUGGGAAGGCACAUCCGACCUGUUGCAAUAUCUGUCCGAACAGAUUAAGGAUUCUUUUUGGCAGGACAAAAGAGUCCUUGACUUGGGCUGUGGUUCAGGACUACUGGGUAUAUAUGCCAUGAAACUAGGUGCACAUUCGGAUUUCCAAGACUAUAACAAGGACGUUUUGGAGUAUAUUACAUAUGCCAACAUUUUGCUAAAUUUAGACGAAGAACUUACGGAAACUGAAAAACUAGAGUACUUAGACAAGAAGACAAGCUUGUAUUCCGGGGACUGGAGCCAUUUUACGGAUCUGACUAAGGAGUCUGAGAAAUACGACGUUAUACUCACAUCGGAGACUAUCUACAACAUAGAUAACCAGCAGAAGCUAUUGGACACUUUUGCUAGUCGUUUGAAACCGGAGGGCAUCGUGUUAGUUGCCGCAAAAUCCUACUAUUUUGGCGUGGGCGGUGGUCUCGAUCAGUUUGUGGAAAAGAUCACAGAGGGAAAUGUCUUUCAAAGCGAAAGUGUCUGGCAGGCGGAUGAAAACUUGAAACGUGGAAUUCUGCAAUUGAAAUUUAAAUAAAUUUGCUUGUUAAAGA
Messenger RNA from Drosophila ananassae, 1057 nucleotides. RefSeq names its product histidine protein methyltransferase 1 homolog. The record is from RefSeq and is a predicted model, not a curated record. The transcript is spliced from 3 exons. Gene Ontology annotation, biological process: peptidyl-histidine methylation, to form tele-methylhistidine. Gene Ontology annotation, molecular function: protein-L-histidine N-tele-methyltransferase activity. The coding region runs from base 115 to 1041 and encodes 308 amino acids. NCBI's taxonomy places the organism in Eukaryota, Metazoa, Arthropoda, Insecta, Diptera, Drosophilidae.